AUGAACCCCAUUCUUCAUCUCAGUGUUCUACUGGUAAUCCUCUCACAGUCGUUUGUCCAAUCCAGCUCGUUUGCCAGGGCAACUCAAGUUAGAAAUGAUAUUCCCGCAACUACCUGCUCGCGAGCCGGGCUUGUCGCGAUGACUUACGAUGAUGGGCCUUUUGAUUACGAAAAUGAAAUCUCCGACUACCUCCAUGCCCGUCAAAUUAAAAGCACCUUCUAUGUUAACGGCAAUAACUACGGCUGCAUCUACGAUGAUGCGAUAGUGAAGCACUUGAAGCGGACUUUCUCUCAGGGCCACUUGAUUGGAUCGCAUACAUGGUCACAUGCAGAUAUCAGUACCUUAUCGGCCGAACAAUUGAAUCAACAGCUUGAUUUCACUGAGUUAGCAUUAAUGAAGAUUCUGGGAGUCAAGCCCAAAUUCUUCCGACCUCCUUAUGGUGCAUACAACGAUCAGAGCCUGGAAAUACUGAGAAAACGGGGGUAUAUCGUGGCCAACUGGUCGUUUGACUCUGAAGAUGCUGUGGGUGCGACCCCCGAGCAAUCGAUGGAAUCUUACAAGCAGCUAGCCAAGAUAUUUCCGGCCUCUCAGAUCACUCUCAACCACGAGACUUACCAAACUACUGCCAAAAGAGUGACCCCAUAUGCAGUACCCCUGUUGCAAAAAGCUGGAUAUAAGCUGGUGCAUGUGUCCGAAUGCUUGGGAACAGGAACCAAUAUGGCAGAUCUUUAUCAAUGGGUUGGAAAACCCUCUGCCAGAGACUCAUCGUGGACGUGUGAUGGAAAGCCAGUUUCAACAGACGAGUGA
Molecule: messenger RNA, 807 nt
Organism: Puccinia triticina
Lineage: Eukaryota; Fungi; Basidiomycota; Pucciniomycetes; Pucciniales; Pucciniaceae
Exons: 6
Coding region: 1-807 (268 amino acids)
Biological process (GO): carbohydrate metabolic process
Molecular function (GO): hydrolase activity, acting on carbon-nitrogen (but not peptide) bonds
Source: RefSeq, a predicted model, not a curated record